AUGACAAACACUAAUGGAACACCAUUCCAAGUUCCUAUGCUCACAAAAGAGAACUAUGGGAAUUGGUGUAUUCGAAUGAAGGCCUUGCUUGGUGCUUAUGAUGUUUGGGAACCGGUAGAGUCUGGUGUUGAUGACGCAGAAGAUGUCGCAUCCACAAAUAAGAAAGAUCAAAAGGCACUCACUCUCAUCCAUCAAGGUUUGGAUGACAAGAUGUUCAAGAAGGUUGCAAAUGCGACAACCUCCAAGAAAGCAUGGGACAUUCUUCAAACUUCCUUUAAAGAUUACAUUUCAAGAGUUUUGGCUAUUGUCAAUCAAAUGAAAAGAUAUGGCGAAGAGUUGAAGGAUGAUAGGGUCGUUGCAAAAAUACUACGAUCCCUAGAUUCAAAAUUUGAUUAUAUUGUUGUUGCUGUUGAAGAGUCCAAAGACUUGGACACCAUGACCAUAAAUGAACUUUCGAGUUCUUUGCAAGCCCGUGAAGAAAAAUUGAAGAAACCGAAAGAAGAAUCGGUUGAAAAGGCAUUGCAAGCAAAACUUUCCUUCAAGGAGAAAGAUGAAAGGCGUGGUUCACAGCAAAGAGGUCGUGGAAAUGGAAGAGGUAGUGGUAGAGGAGGAAAAGGUGAUAAUUCGGAGGAGAAAAACAACUUUGUGAAGAGCAAAAAUGAAGAUGAAGAUGCCACUCUACUUCUUGCAUGCAAAGGAGAAGAAAGUGAUGAAAAGAACAAAUGGUACCUUGACUCCGGUGCAAGUAGUCAUAUUUGUGGAAAGAAAAAUUUAUUUGUGGAGCUUAAGGAGCUAAAUGGUGGCCCAAUCACUUUUGGAGACUCUUCACGAGUUCAAAUCAAAGGAAAAGAUUCAUCUUGGCUUUGGCAUAUGAGAUUUGGCCACUUGAAUUUUGAUAGCCUAAGGUUGAUGAAGAAGGAAAGCAUGGUGAAUGGAUUGCCAACAAUUGAUCAUCCCAACCAACUUGUGAAGGAUGUCUCUUUGGAAAGCAAGCAAGAAAAAGCUUUCCUAAAGAGUCUUUAA
Messenger RNA from Nicotiana tabacum (common tobacco), 1023 nucleotides. NCBI's taxonomy places the organism in Eukaryota, Viridiplantae, Streptophyta, Magnoliopsida, Solanales, Solanaceae. The record is from RefSeq and is a predicted model, not a curated record.